Molecule: messenger RNA, 2668 nt
Organism: Arabidopsis thaliana (thale cress)
Lineage: Eukaryota; Viridiplantae; Streptophyta; Magnoliopsida; Brassicales; Brassicaceae
Product: Cysteine/Histidine-rich C1 domain family protein
Exons: 5
Coding region: 65-2428 (787 amino acids)
Molecular function (GO): diacylglycerol binding
Source: RefSeq, marked reviewed
GCACUCCUCCCACUAUCUUAAAUCUAAAAAAAAAAACUUUGGAUCUCAUCUCUCGUUGACUUCGAUGGCAGAGCUCAAGCAUUUCUCCCAUGAAUGCCCAUUGACUUCACCCAAGAUCGCCGUCGACGGGAUUUGCAGCAUUUGCUACAAAGAUGACCUUGUCGAGUUGGCAUGUAGCCCUUGCGAUUUCAGUCUCUGUAAAGGUUGCUCUCAACUUCCGCAGAAGGUCUGGCACGAUUUCCAUCCGGAUCAUCCUCUGGAAUUUUGUCUGCACCAGUACGAUCAGAAACCUGAACACGUCGUAUGCUCCGGGUGUGGCAACAUGACUUCUGGCUCUUUCUAUAAGUGUAAAGAGUGUGAGAUAUACUUGGACAUGGGCUGUGCGCUCAUUGCGAGCAUCUUCAGGGGCUGGGAUAGCAAAGACUUGCUCCAUUACAGCCAUUGCCACUUGCUUAAGAGGUGUAGACCCGGACCAGACGCUAGAGGUUCUUGCCUUCUCUGUGAGCUUCCCCUCUCUCCCUCUUCCGUUUGUUAUGGUUGCGUUCAUUGUUACUCAUUUGUUCACGAACGCUGUAUUCAUUUUCCGAGAGAGAUUGCACAUCCUGUGCAUCUUGCACACCCUCUCAAACGGCUUGAUUACACACGAACUAGUCUCUGUCAUAUAUGCGGGGAAAGUAUCGCUGGUGUCCCAUUUGGUUGCCUAGAAUGCGAUUUUGACGCUCACUUGAGGUGUUUAGAUUCCUUUUUGCGAGGGCUGAUGCACAAGUCUCAUCCGCACAGGUUGAUUUAUAGAACUAAAUCUCACAUAAGUUUCACAGAGAAUGAUCAAUGUCAAAUAUGCAGGAGAAGUAUUGUGAUAUCUCUUGACUCUUUUUUUUACUGCAUACAAUGCUCUAUGGUUUUCCAUUUCGAGUGUCUUGAGAUACCUGAGUUUGUGGUCGAGAAGUCUCAUCACAUUCAUCCACUUGUGUGCAAAUUUCUCCCAUAUGAGGAUGAAUUUUUGGAGUAUUGUGGCGUUUGCGAGACAAUGGUGUAUGCAGGACAUCAUGCUUAUUCCUGUGACGAAUGUGAUUUUCUAGGCCACAUUGAAUGCAUUCUACGCAAGGCUGCCCCUUCCCCACUAUACUUGAAAGAUCUUUACCCUUGCAGCAAAGACAACACUAGUUCAACAUAUCAACUGGACCAUGAUACCAAUGAGCCAAAAGCCGAACUUAUGGUCAAUACUAUGAAGGGGCAUAUACAUGUGAUGCGAUUCGUUGAUUUCCGUGAGCUUGAUGAAAAAGCAAAGUGCAACAUCUGUCGGACAAAAAUACGCGGUAGCCCAUGUAAAUGCGAGACGUGCAGCUUCCAGGCGCAUAGUUUCUGCGCAGAGCUAGGGCGACCAUUGAAGCAUCGAGUUCAUAAGCAUUUUCUGACACUCUUACCAGAUGCCCCUGCAGGCACAGAUGUUACUAUGAAUUGUGACAUUUGCAGAGAUGAUAUAAAAGGGUUCAAUCUCUUUUGUCGCAUAUGCAAUUUUGUCAUCCAUACCAAUUGCAUAUUUAGAGGUAAACACUUAUUUACGGAGUCACAAAGGGGGCAAAAAAUCAUUGGAAGCUGUACAGCGAUGAGUGGAUGCAUUCAAAAAGAGCAUUUGUUGGAUCAAAUAAUGGUCUCAAAGUCAUACUCCAUGGCUUGCGAUAUAUGUGAAGAGGUGGUGUGUGGAAAAGACAAGACCAUACAUAUGUCAUCGCUUAGGCUUUCAACAUUUGUGUAUCGUCUGAUCAAUGAAAGCUCACUUGUUUCAUGUGUGGUGUGUAAAGAUGUAUAUCAUCCAUUGUGUCUGGAAGUUAACAGGCAAAUGAGAUUCUGUCAUCCAAUUCAUCCUGAUCACUACCUUCCGCUUUCAUUUGUAAGUGGAUCCAAGUGCCUAGCCUGCAAGCUGGAAAUUAAAAAGUAUGGCUAUCAUUGUUCCACUUGCAACAUCAGUUUCCAUAUUAAAUGCAGCAAAGCGGUAAUAUUUCCACAACAGACAUCUCACAACCACCGUUUCUAUCACUUUUGGAUUGCUGACUCGAAGAUCACUCGAACCUGCCGUGUGUGCGCUAAACCGUGCGGUGUCUCGUUCUACGGAUGUAUUGGGUGCGACUUCAACGCCCAUGCAGAGUGUAUUGCGUUUCCAGACAAUGUGAAGAACCAAAAACAUGAGCAUACUUUGAAGCUAAUAGGUAGUCGUUAUUUCGAGCCAGAUUGCUUUCUCUGUGGAGAGCGUAUUGUGGGUAAAUUCGGAAAAAGCUCCAAUGUGCUUUAUUCAUGCAAGCACUGUGGCAAAGAGUUUCACCUCAAAUGCAUAAUGUCUACGGAUGACCGUGAAGCUGCAACAGAAGAGGAUCAAUAUGGAGACAUAUAUCUUAUGUACCUUGAGCGUCAUCUCUUGGAGGUGUUAUAAAAGGAUGACGAAGACAGUGAUUCAUCUUAGUUUGGUUUUCGCCCCCUCCAUGUGUAAACUAAUAAGGAGACUACUUCCCUCAUCUGAGGUUAUGCCUCUUUGCUUGAUUUGUGUUUACUUUUUCAGAGUGCCAAGUUUGAUGCUAGUAGUGCCUGUGCCACUGUUUUUCUCCAAGUUGUUAUUACCGUGUACUACAUUUCAAAAAACGUUUGCAUUUUUAACGCGAAUUUCUUCCUAUCU